AAAAGUAAAAAACUAGUUAAUUAUUAAUUGUUGCAUUAAAGUAUAAAACUAGUUAAUUGUUACAAUUUUCAUUUCCCUAUUAUUUAAUUUGUUAAUUGUUGCAUUUCCCUAUUCGCAUUUUAUUAUUACUAUUGUACUCAUACUAAAACAUUUGAUAUCAUAUAAUAUUUGUUACAUUUUAAAGAUGGAGCGGGGCAGACAUUCCGUAGAUAUGAGUAAUCUCCAACGCAACCGAAGGAAGGAGAUUGCGACAAGUCAUCCUAAUUUACGCAAAGGUAAAGGGCAGACCGGGUCUUCUUCUCAAAGUCGAGAAGAUUUUGAAACGGGAUACCAAAAGCGAGAUGGGGAUGCGAUGUCCGACGAGCAACUACAACAACUAUUGGCGCAAAAUGAUGGUCGCUUUUUCCAACAACAAAACAUCCCGGAGUCCAUUGAUGAAGGGGAGAUUGAGGAUGACGACGCGGAGGAGGACGAGGGGGGCGACGGGACUCACGGCACCCCGGAUGAUGAGCAAGAGUUGGAGGACGAGGGCGGUUCAUCCCAAAUUGGUAAGAAAUCUAAAUCUCCUAUUAUAGAAAAUAAUUUUACAAAGAGGAAAGACAAAACAACCGAUAAAUGGUACGCAAGUUGCAAUCAUUGCAAGAAGGAGUAUAGCUUGGGAACUUCCGACGGAUACGAGAGCCUCAAAAGGCAUCUUAAGUCCGCGCACUCUGUGGAGUAUGCGAAAAUAGACAAAGGCAAGGGAAAGCAAACUCAAAUAUCGAGGUUUGCAAAUGACCAACCUUUUGGUAAUUUCUCAUACGAUGAUGCACGAAAUUUGACUGGUAUGGCUAACUUACUUGUUGAAGAAAAUUUGUCUUAUUUGUUUUCUGAAAGUCUUGCUUUUAAAGAUUAUGCACAAACUUGUUUAAAUCCUCAAUUUAGAGCUUAUAGUCGCAAAACGAUUAAGAAAGAAAUUAUAAGGCUUUAUCGUGCGGAAAAGGAUAGGUUACAUUUUUUUUUUGCAAACUUUGGUGGCCGUGUUACUAUUUUUUCUGACAUUUGGGAGGAUACUUAUCAUAAUUUACAUUAUUUGGGCCUGACUGCACAUUUUAUUGAUAAUGAUUGGAAUUUUCAUAAACGUGUUCUUGCUUUUCGUGAAUUUAAUGAUCGUCACACCGCUGAACAUAUUUAUAUUUUAAUUGAACAUAUUUUAACUGAGUAUAAUUUGAUUCAUAAGGUGUUUGCUAUAGGUUUUGAUAAUGCUACUAAUAAUACUGUUGCUAUACCUAGAUGACGUGAAUUGUGUGGUUCUAAUACUUUGAUGGGUAGAUUUUUUUCAUCAACGAUGUGCAUGCCAUAUUAUAAAUUUAUGUGUGCAAGAUGGUAUAAAAGCGUUAGGAGAUGCUAUGGAGGUAGUCAAGGGGGGGAUUAGACGAAUUUGGGGCAAUGGUCAACUUAAAUUAAAAUGACAAAAUUAUUUGAUUGAAAGAGGUGUGAAAUAUGUUGCUUUUCCUAAAGAUUUGUCUAUUCGGUGGAAUAUUACUUAUAAAUUAAUUAAAGUUCUUCUUAGAUAUAAAUAAAAUUUUCCUUCUUUUUAAAAACAAUAUGAUAACUAUAUUUUAAACUCCGCUCACAUCGACACUUGCGAAAAAAUUUGUAAUGUUUUGAUAUAUUUUAAUAAUGCAACUUAUAGUUUUAGUCAUGUUUAUAAACCUACCUUAAACGAAUUUAUUCGUGAAGUUGUUAAUCUCGCCGGUGCUUUUAAUGAAUUUGAGAAUGC
Cuscuta epithymum is the source of this 1762-nucleotide messenger RNA. The record is from the annotation of a GenBank genome assembly. Lineage: Eukaryota; Viridiplantae; Streptophyta; Magnoliopsida; Solanales; Convolvulaceae.